AAUUCUCGAUUAUAAUUCUCUUCCUUCACGCAACAGGAUAGCCAAGUUGGAUCUGGUUAUAGCAGUAAGCUUUAAAAACAGGAAUACCCAAAUAGCAAAUAACGAGCUGGUUGUUUCCAUUCAGAGAUUAUAAUUGUUGGCAUGGCGCUUAUGCAGAGCAAAAGCAAAAUUUUGAUUGCAGGAGGUGGUAUUGCUGGCUUAGCUACUGCACUUACUCUCCAUAGACUGGGAUUGAAAAGUAUAACAGUGCUGGAACAAGCAAAUUCAUUGAGACUGACAGGUGCAUGCCUCACCAUUUGGGACAAUGGCUGGAGAGCGCUUGAUGCCAUGGGCGUGGGAGAUACUCUUCGCCGCGAGCACACUCAAUUACAGAGAAUUGACACGCUAUCCACAACCAGCGGCCUCACCAAGUGCAUCGAUCUGCAGCACCAUGAAAUGCGACUCGUGCAACGUAAGAAGCUUCUCGUAGCCCUGGCUCAAGCACUGCCAUCAAACACCAUUCGAUUCGGCUUAAAGAUUUCUGCAAUUCACCAAAGGCAAGACAGAUCAAGCAUUGUAACGCUCGAAGACGGUACGCAGAUCUCGCCAAAGGUGAUUAUAGGCUGCGACGGAGUUAAUUCGACGGUGGCCAAGUGGCUAGGGUUUGGACCCCCAAAUUUGGCGGGGCGUUCUGUAUUUCAAGGGUUAGGGAAUUUUCCGCAGGGCCACCAUUUUCAGCCGAAGACGCUCGAGAUCUGGGGAAACGGAAUUACUGCGGCUUUUGGUCCUUGCAAUGAAACUGACGUUUUCUGGUACUUGAGUCGAAAGAGCCUUUCUUCAGAUGCAGAAAUCUCGUACAAUUCGACAAUUCUUCAAGAAAAAGCGCGACAUUUAGCGGAAGAUUUGGGGAACAAAGAAAUGGUGGAGGUUAUAAAGAGAUCGACUCCGAACAGUUUAAGCUUGACAAGUAUGAAGUACCGCUAUCUUUGGCCAUUUAUAGCAGGUAAAGCGCAGAAAGGCAAUGUGACCGUGGUGGGAGAUGCAAUGCAUCCGAUGACUCCUGAGUUGGGGCAGGGCGGGGCUUUGGCUCUGGAGGACUCGGUCACAUUGGGGAAGUGCUUGGCUGAAGUGGAUUUAGAGAAACCAGCUGAAAUUGAGGCGGCAUUGAAGAAAUAUGUGGAGCACAGGAAAGGAAGGGCUUUUGAGAUUGGGGUUCAGUCCUCCGUUUCUGGAAUUUUACAGAGUGGAAGUUGGUGGUUGCCCAAGCUAAUUCGGGAUAAAGUUGUCUUCAAUAGACUAUCGCCCAAGAUGCUUCAUCAUACAGGGUAUGACUGUGGACCUCUUCAAAUCCUUUCUUGAAAUCCAAUUUAAUGUGAUGUGAUGAAUUGAUUGGAGAGCACUGAGUGUUUGUUCAUGGUCUGAUUGUGGUUUUAUUUACCUCUGAACUUUGUGACCUCACUCACCAUACUUGACUAAAGGUGGGAUGGAGCUUAUAAGGGCAGCUUCCCUGAAAUUUCAUAUUUGGGUGGCACUAAUUUCAGAUGACAAUUAAAAUUUGAAAUUUGAUGGUUAUAUGAUUGUAUUUAGAUAUUUUUUUAAAAUCAAAUCAAAUUUUAGAAAGACUAUAUCAUAUGAAAGAGGAGAUUUUAGAUUAUAUAUAUA
Messenger RNA from Cryptomeria japonica (Japanese cedar), 1641 nucleotides. RefSeq names its product monooxygenase 2. Gene Ontology annotation, molecular function: FAD binding. The record is from RefSeq and is a predicted model, not a curated record. The transcript has 5 exons. Bases 142 to 1338 code for a protein of 398 amino acids. NCBI's taxonomy places the organism in Eukaryota, Viridiplantae, Streptophyta, Pinopsida, Cupressales, Cupressaceae.